This is a messenger RNA of Gadus morhua (Atlantic cod), 3603 nucleotides long. It is a transcript of the gene tomm5, whose product is annotated as translocase of outer mitochondrial membrane 5 homolog (yeast). The coding region runs from base 1125 to 3137 and encodes 670 amino acids. Gene Ontology annotation, biological process: regulation of transcription by RNA polymerase II. The record is from RefSeq and is a predicted model, not a curated record. NCBI's taxonomy places the organism in Eukaryota, Metazoa, Chordata, Actinopteri, Gadiformes, Gadidae. Gene Ontology annotation, cellular component: mitochondrial outer membrane translocase complex. Gene Ontology annotation, molecular function: DNA-binding transcription factor activity, RNA polymerase II-specific; protein binding; RNA polymerase II cis-regulatory region sequence-specific DNA binding. The transcript is spliced from 2 exons.
CGUACUUCCGGUGCGUUAUUUCCUUUCCACAUGCUUCAGAUCCGACUCUCUUAAUUUCAUGAGCAGAAUAAUAAACCCAACAGGACGUUACCAUGUUUAAACUGGAAGGACUAGGUCCCAAGCUGGACCCGGAGGAAAUGAAGAAGAAGAUGAGGGAGGAUGUCUUCACGUCCGUGCGCAACUUCAUUCUGUACAUCGCUCUCCUCCGAGCCACUCCAUAUGUACUGAAGAAGCUGGACAGCAUAUGAUCGGGACCCGUCCCGAACCUGUUCCUCCAUCCAAUGGCAGGUCGCGACCCCAAGGGCAGACUGCAGGUCAACAACACCGCCGUCAUGAGAGACUUCACUGCAGCUGUGUGGAAGAUCAACAGGCCCACUGCCACCGAGAACCAGCCCUCCACUUUUCUUAUUCCAUGUCGUUGUUGAAGAGAAUGUAACUAUUUGUGAACGUGUAUGCAGAAGCAGUAUCAGUGUGUGAUAUAAUAAAAUACAAUGUGUUGAACUCGUCUGGCUGAGACUUGAUGAGUCGCUGUGUUAUGUUUGUCAUAUGAUCCGUCAAAAUAUCAAUGUUUUUCUCAAAAUGUUCUGUCUCAAAAUAUUUUGAGGGUUUUCUUACAAAUUGUGCAUUGACCGAUUUUUUUUUAUAUAUAACAAAAUUAAACGAAGCUCUCACAUUUAUACAAAGUGACCACAAGGGGGCGAUGUUGUCUGUGUGUCGGUCCCGCUAGACGUUAGUCUGAGCGGCUAGAGCAGACCAUAAUAAAGGGGUGAGUGGAAUUCUGAUUUUAGGCUAAAACGCUGAUAUAUAUACUAUGUAUAUUAAGGGUUAACCUCAUGUCGAAUUUCAGGUAAAAUGCAAUAGAAACUUAUUUAUAGGAGAAAAGCGUUUCGGCAAUUUGGAGACUCAUUGUGAUAAACCUUUGUGCAUUUGGCCGCAUGAUGGAUUAAGGCCGACCACAUUCUAGCCUCGUAUGAAUCACCGGCAAACCUGUCAAAUGGUGUAUUUUAGACAUUAGGGGACAAACACGAGUCAUGCAUUUAUUUUCGAAGACAAAGCGUACAGGAAAGCAUUAGAAGCCGCCCAACCGUGUAUCCAGCCAUUCAUCACCCGGCGUACGUCUGCCGAUGGACUUCCCUGGGCACUUCAAGCUCAUCUUUCAGCAGUUGAACCACCAGCGCAUUCAUGGGCAGCUUUGCGACUGCUUGGUAUCGGUUGGGGGACAGAGCUUCCACGCACACCGAUCCAUUCUGGCGGCCUGCAGCUCUCACUUCAGGGCUCUUCUGAGCUCAACAGAGGGCGACGCGGCUGGAGGGACUAAAAUGCAACACGGGGACGGUCCCUGUGUGAUGGAGCUUGAUCAGGAAGUGGUGACCCCCGAGGCCUUCUCCACCCUGCUAGAGAUGAUUUAUACCUCCACCCUUACGCCGGGCUCCUCAAACGUGAUGGAUGUGCUGCUGGCCGCCUCCCACCUGCACUUGAACACCGUGGUGAAAGCCUGCAAGCUACACCUGUCCAAGCGAGACUUCCCAAAGUCGCCCCCUACAGGUUGGAGGGCCGUACAGCAGCAGAAUGAGGCACUACUGUCCCCUCCAACAGGGGACCUAUCUGAGGCCACAUCUAUGCAGCUUGGGUCAGAUUCACCGCAGCGUCUCCAAUUCAGCCUGAGCAACUGUUUCACGGAUACUUGGCUAAGCAACAGCGGAGCCGGAAUGGAGGCGAGUCCGUCCGGUGGUACUCUUGAUCCCCACGGGGAGAUGAACGGUGGUUUCAGCCGGGAACAGACCACAGCGCCGCCCGCAGGCCACAAACGCACAUCGCCCCUGAACGAGGACAGCCCGAGCGGGAGGAAGAGGACGCUGUUGGGGAAGGACCGCGGGGAGCCUGAAGAGGAGGAGUGCCCCGCCGCCGCCGUGCUGCUACCAGAGAGCAGAGGGGAGGAGGAGCCACAGGAGGAGAAAUACGAGGCCGCAAAGUGGGAGUCGGAGAAGACGGAGCUGCCGAGCCAGUCGGACGGCGACGCCAGGGGGGUGGAGGGGGGAGGGGGGAGCUCCGAAGCCGUGCUCAAAGUCCUGGUGGGAGAGGAGAAACAGGAGGAGCGCGAGGAGGAGAACAUGGUGCUCGUCGAGGUGAAGAGGGAGAACCUGAGCACCUCGUCUCCGGACCCCGCGCCCGAGCGCUCCCCGUACCCAGACGCAGAGGGCCACGACGGCCUUCCAGACGUUGCGUUGAGCGACGAGGGAACAGCUGCAGAAGGGGAUCACCGCGGUGAUCCUCACGCAGACACGCAGCCACACCCGGGGGCGGGCGAGGCGGCGGCCUGCGAGGAGCCCAUCCUGGGGGAAGGACUGGACAGCCUGUCGGAGCUGGCCUUCUCCUGCUUCCUUAACCCCGGCAGCGAGGGUGUCAUGGGGGCUCUGGAGGUGGAGGAGAGCCUGGUCAGCCUCACCUCUGCCUCCACCAUCGCAGAGGCUUCUGGGGUCGCUGGAGAGCCAUGUGAGCCGUCUGACACGAUCCACCCAUCUCCCUCCUCCUCCUCUCUGGUCUUCCCAGUCACCACGGUGCCCCUGCAGCAGCUCCUCUCCACGCAGACCCCUGGCUUCAGCGACACCCUCCUCCUCCAGCCCAGCCAGAGCUCUCUGGGGGGAUUCUUGGGGAGUGUGAGGCCAGCUCUGGGUCUCCAGCCCGCCGUCUCGCCCACCCCCAGCGGCGGGAGAACCAGAGGAGGUGGAGGCUUCACGACGGCGUCGCCCGGGCUCCGACGCAUCGCCCCCAAAGCCCCGGCGGCGGGUUCGGAGACGGACCCGGACCCUUGCUCCUCCUCGGGGUCGGGGGACCGUCCGGCGCUCACCAGGGCGUCGGAGGAGGUGCUCUCCAAGUGCAGGAAGGCGGCGGCCGAGGACCACGUGGUGCUGGUGGAGGGGGAGAAGAAGUACGCCUGCAGCAUCUGCCUCAAGACCUUCAUGAACCUGACGGACUGCAAGAAGCACAUCCGCGUCCACACCGGGGAGAAGCCCUACCCCUGCCCCAAGUGUGGCAAGCGCUUCAGCCAGUCCUCGCACCUCUACAAACACUCCAAGAACACGUGCUUACACUGGACCGGCAAACAGCUCGGCCAAUUGGCUGACAGCCUACUGUGAGCUGGAAGGCGCCAAAGCUGAUUGGUCUUUCGUAUUGAAUGGUCUGGUGCAAGUCUGGUGCAGCUGUAGGACUUGAUUGGAUGAAAGCCUAUAGGAGCCGGGCGAUAUGGACUAAGAUACAAAUGUUGAAGCACACUUGAAUUAUUGUACUAUUUAAGAUUCUCCUGUUUUCUUUGUUUGAAACGACCAAAACAUGAUUUAAGUGUGAAUAAUUAUUUUAAAGAAAAUCUGUUUUAUAAAUUAGACUAGAAUCCAAUCAAAUAAGGUUAAUGAAUUAGUUGCCCAUUAAAUAUUUAAAAAAAAAAAAAAAAUGUAAUCUUCUCAAUCAUUUCUUACUUAUCAGAUGAUGGUCAUGGACCAUAGUGCCAAUUGGAAAUGUUGCCAAGAUAAAAAAUAUCGAGAAAAUAUUCUCUGUGAGAAUAACCUUAAACUAUUGAAAUUUGCUGAAAAUAAAUGAUGUGAUGAA